GAUUCAGUUCCGUACGCCUUUUCCUUGCAUAAUAUCCCUCGGUUAUAACGCCUUCGUUGUUAUUUGUUUUUUAUCGAGAAUUUGCAGUCUCGAAGAAUUCCUCGCCAUGGGGUUGCAGGAAGAGUUUGAAGAAUACGCAGAGAAAGCCACGUCAUUGCCUCCUAGUACCAAGGACGCAGACAAACUCAUACUCUAUGGGCUUUACAAGCAAGCAACUGCUGGCCCAGUGAAUACCAGAGGUUUAAUGAGAUUCUCGGAUUGUGGAAUAGGUCGGCCUGGAAUAUUCAGUCCUAAGGAGAGAGCAAAGUGGGACGCCUGGAAGGCAGUGGAUGGAAAGUCUAAGGAGGAAGCUAUGGGUGAUUACAUAACCAAGGUGAAACAAUUGCAAGAAGCUGCUGCCUAGACUGGCCCAAGGCAAGACUACCAUUUCAAUCAUGUUUGCCAUUGCUAAAGCUGGAUAAUCUCCUUUUAUUGAUAAGCAGAAUAUUAACUCUUUAUUUAUUUCUUUUUCUUUUCCCCCAAAUAUAUUGAGAAGUACUCUUUACAUAUAAAUUAGAAUAAAUGAAUGGAUGAAAGAUUUAGAUUAGA
This is a messenger RNA of Amborella trichopoda, 588 nucleotides long. Its product is annotated as acyl-CoA-binding domain-containing protein 3. Gene Ontology annotation, molecular function: fatty-acyl-CoA binding. Lineage: Eukaryota; Viridiplantae; Streptophyta; Magnoliopsida; Amborellales; Amborellaceae. Gene Ontology annotation, biological process: fatty acid metabolic process. The record is from RefSeq and is a predicted model, not a curated record.